Molecule: messenger RNA, 735 nt
Organism: Lodderomyces parapsilosis
Lineage: Eukaryota; Fungi; Ascomycota; Pichiomycetes; Serinales; Debaryomycetaceae
Gene: TRP1
Product: phosphoribosylanthranilate isomerase
Exons: 1
Coding region: 1-735 (244 amino acids)
Biological process (GO): L-tryptophan biosynthetic process
Molecular function (GO): phosphoribosylanthranilate isomerase activity
Source: RefSeq, a predicted model, not a curated record
AUGAAACUCGUCAAGAUUUGCGGCGUGAAAACUCUUGAAGCAGCAGAAACAGCAGUCCUCAACGGAGCAGAUCUCGUAGGAUGUAUUCUAGUCCCCAAUAAAUCACGUACAAUCGAUAUUGCAAUUGCCAAACAAAUUGCCCAAUUCAUAAAACAUAAACGUCCACAAUCGAUUCAACAAAUGAAAUGUCAUCUACAUAACAAGCGCAAAGAUUUUGCAUCACCAGUAGAUUACUUCAACUACGUAUCGCAGUUGGUGCUUGAUAAUGGACCUUUCUUAGUGGGUGUUUUCCAAAAUCAAUCCCGUCAUGAAGUGGUGAGCAUUGCUCGUGAAAUUGGACUAGAUUUUAUUCAAUUGCAUGGAUCAGAACCCAAGCUCGACUUUGUCGCAGAUGAUGAUGAUGAAUUUGGGUGGAUUUUGCGAUACGUUGUGCCUCAAGAUACACAACAGUUGCGAAAUGAUGGUGAAGUGUUGAUUCAACGUGGGGCUUUGAGUUUACCGUUACUUGAUUCAGCUCAGGGUGGAGAGGGCAAGGUUAUUGAUUGGGAAUACAUUAGUGACAAUUUGUACUUUACGAGAGCAAUCUUGGCCGGUGGAUUAACACCAGAAAAUAUUCGUGAUACUAAAGAUAUAAACAAUAUAUUGGGAUUUGAUGUAAGUGGUGGUGUCGAAACUGAUGGUGAAAAAGAUUUUAGCAAAAUUGUUCGUUUCAUUGCAGGCGGAAAAAGUAUAUAG